This is a messenger RNA of Galendromus occidentalis (western predatory mite), 2091 nucleotides long. RefSeq names its product Ataxin 1 (gene Atx-1). The transcript is spliced from 9 exons. Bases 133 to 1278 code for a protein of 381 amino acids. Gene Ontology annotation, biological process: regulation of DNA-templated transcription. Lineage: Eukaryota; Metazoa; Arthropoda; Arachnida; Mesostigmata; Phytoseiidae. Gene Ontology annotation, molecular function: protein binding; RNA binding. The record is from RefSeq and is a predicted model, not a curated record.
CGGCGGUGGUGGUGGAGAGCUGAUCGGUGAGAGCCGCCGCUGAUUGAUGGUGAACGGCGUUGUCGAGGUGGUGGAGCUGUUGCUUUAGUUUGAUUGAGGCGGAAUUCGUUUGCCUCAAAUAAUUGGCUCCGUAUGGCGUCGGUGUCAGCUGUGGGCCUUUCCUUGGAAGGCUCGCCUCAGCAGCUCAGUCCUCCUUCGCCCACAUCUGCAGGAGCUCAUCAGAUAUCUCAUCAGCACCAGCAAGAGGCGUUCGCUGCCAUGAACGCUUCUCAAGCAGCGUUAUUCGGAAGCCACCUGGCGCAACAAGGUCUGCUAGGAGGUCUGGGGGUCGGAAUGCCAAUGGGGAGUCCUGCAGCGUUUUUCCCCGCCGGGAUCGAUAUUGCAGCUCUACAACUGAGGCAGUACAACCUCCAGCAGCUGCAACAGGGCUUCAAUCCCGCGCAGUCUCCUCUGCUUAGCCCGUUUUUUGCUUCGAGAUUCUUCGCCCCGACUUCGCCUUCACCGCCAUCUGCGACGCCUCUGAAAAUUAAAAAAGAAGAUUCCGGAGGAGCCUUCCAGCCUGUCGUUAUCCAGCACGAUGACACACCAUCGCCAAAGUUUGCACGAAUGGAUUAUCUCUCCGCAAGCGCGAGUUCCGGACUUCCGGCGACUCCGUCGACCUUAUCGAGUCCUGGAUCGGAUUCGUUUGCGGCUGCUCAUCGGAGUCACCACAAGCUGAGUCAAGCGUCCUCGGGUUCUGAUAGUAUUUGUGGAAGCUCGAUGCUGCUGAAGGGUGAAUCAUCGUCCCAAUCGACCCCUGGUUUGGCUCAUUUCAAGAAAGGAUCGGUGAUUCGACUCGGCGAUGGGAAUCUUCGCACAGUAGAGCAAGUUACGACCGAUGAUUUGAUCAAGAGCGCCGAAGCCACACCGGGUGUUCGACUCGACUCCUCGAAAAUACUGCGAAUGGAAGCUGCCAGUCAGGCGCAUGCGGUGCUAAUUACGUUUGCGGUGACCUCUAGCAAACAAGAAGUUUCCGUCGAGACGCCUGUGGACCGACCUUUCUUUGUGUUCAACCGCGGUUGGAGUUCCUGCGAUCCCUCGAAAACCCUUCAGAAGCUCGGACUGCAGUGUCAUAAACUGCAGCCGGGCGACGUAUGCGUCACCCUUAGCAACGCUCGCUCAACGCAUGCCGAGGAAGACUCAGUGAAUGAUCUCAGGAGGUACCCCUCAGCCGUUCGUAGCAAUCGUAGAUGGUCGGCUCCAGAUCCUCCCACGAACGCGUCGCUAGCGGAGAACUAGGACGAGGCAAGAAAUCCCGCCAAAUUAUCGCAUAUCACCUUAACGAGAUACUUAAUCCUACUCUAGAUAGUUCAGUUGUGUUAUGGCGAAAUUCGCGAGAAUCCCAGUUUGCAUAGGCUGCAACGGCGGCGGAUCCGUAAUCUCCAUGAGCCGCGAUAUCCCAACUCUAAUCAAAAGUAUUCUCAAGACUGGUGGAAAGCAUUGUGCAAAGUGCCAUUCGGGGUGUCGUUCAGACUACAGAACGAUUGUGUGUUGUCCUGUUCUUCGACGAUGUAUUAGAACUCAAGUGUUUCGGAGUUUGUAUUUACCGACUACUUAAAAGUCAGAACGAAGCGGGACAGGGUGAAAAAUUUGUUCUGAAGAGGAGCUAUUUUUCUGAUUCCACGGAAGUUUUCCCUAAAUGAGGAAAGGAAGGAAACAAUACCUACAUGGUUGUAACUAUGUGGUCUCGCAUUAGGCACUCCAGAUGCGGUAUGUUGAGAAGCUCGAUUUUUUGUAAACUCGUUGAAAUGAAGCCCAUGAUCGUGUUGAUAUAUAAUCCCCAUUGUUGUGAUGAUGACUAUUGUUCGUAUUGACUCGAUUGAAUGAGGACCAUGCAAGUAUAUUUUGAACGACGUUGAAUAAGCAUGAAAUAGAUUCGAAUGAUGAUGAUAUUUUUUAUCAGAUAUACAUACAUACAAUCGAUACACACCUGCUGAUAUCAUAGCUUCAUAAUUACGGACGAAUAUGCAUACGUUCAAUCAUUCAUACCUGAUUGUGGAACUCCGUUGUGAAGAUCUCAUGAAUUCUGAUUAUCGAGCCAUAUAAAAUCAU